CAGAAGCGUUAAGUAGCUCAUGAUAUCCGGUUCUCUGAAUCACUUUUUAGCUAAAAACAAUUCUUGAAGACACGUUCGAACUUAACAGRUUUUGUUUGUAUUAGUUAGAAUUGUUAAAAUUGUAUGAACACAAGUGACUUGCUAUGUGUUGGGGGCGGAAAAUAUAUGCGCUUCCUGUCUUGUUUGACUGCUGUUUACAAACUGAAGUUCAUGAAGAGUUCAUGUAGCUAAUAUCAGUUUGAAUGCUACGUUAGCCUAGAGCAGGUAACAAUGAAGAGGGCUGAAGAAAAUGUCUCAAUCUGAGCUGUGAUGUGCCCACCAUCAGCCCCACGGUCCCGUUUCAACAAUGACCUAUGGAAAGCUUCGAGCUCCCAGUGAAGAAUGGCAAGGUUUAGGUUCAAAACUUGCAUUGCAUCAACUGCUUUGGUGCUGUUCGUCCUCGUCAUAGUCCUGCUUUUAAAGGCUCUCACCCCUGAGGAUCCGUCUCUCCACAGCCCAAGAGACGUUAAAGUGACCCUGGACAGAAAGAAUGAGCCACAGAUCAAAAGAGACGGCAAGAAAACAUCUGAAGAAACCAAAAUGAAUGACCCUGUCGAGUCAAACGGGAAUGCAGAGCUGGAAGCUGCACUGAGGAAGUUUCCUCCUCCAAASUACUACCUCCAUGCUUUCUACUACGUAUGGUAUGGAAAUCCGAAGUUUGAUGGCAAAUACAUCCACUGGGACCACCCGCAGCUGCCACACUGGGAUACUAAGGUGGCUCUGGGGUAUCCACAAGGAAGGCACAUCCCUCCUGAUGACAUUGGGUCCAACUUUUACCCCUCUUUGGGGCCUUACAGUUCCAGGGACCCCUCUGUUAUGGACGCUCAUAUGCAGCAACUGCGUUCAGCAGCCAUCGGUGUCAUUGCUGUUUCCUGGUAUCCUCCUUCCACAAAUGAUGACAACGGUGAGCCAUUAGACAACAUAGUGCCUUUGUUGUUGGAGGUGGCACAUAAAUACCACAUUAAGGU
Messenger RNA from Austrofundulus limnaeus, 1007 nucleotides. Its product is annotated as glycoprotein endo-alpha-1,2-mannosidase. Lineage: Eukaryota; Metazoa; Chordata; Actinopteri; Cyprinodontiformes; Rivulidae. The record is from RefSeq and is a predicted model, not a curated record. Gene Ontology annotation, cellular component: Golgi membrane. Gene Ontology annotation, molecular function: alpha-mannosidase activity.